Apodemus sylvaticus (European woodmouse) is the source of this 552-nucleotide messenger RNA. It is a transcript of the gene Rgs8, whose product is annotated as regulator of G protein signaling 8. The record is from RefSeq and is a predicted model, not a curated record. Bases 16 to 552 code for a protein of 178 amino acids. The transcript has 5 exons. Lineage: Eukaryota; Metazoa; Chordata; Mammalia; Rodentia; Muridae.
AAAGACCCUCAGGCCAUGAGGACCGGGCAACGACAGAACAAAGGCAUGAGGACUCGACUGGGGUGCCUAUCGCACAAAUCAGACUCCUGCAGCGACUUCACAGCCAUCCUUCCUGACAAACCCAACCGUGCUCUCAAGAGACUCUCCACAGAAGAAGCAACAAGGUGGGCAGAUUCCUUUGACGUGCUGCUCUCUCAUAAGUAUGGGGUGGCAGCCUUCCGUGCCUUCCUGAAGACAGAAUUCAGCGAGGAGAACCUGGAGUUCUGGCUGGCCUGCGAGGAAUUCAAGAAGACCAGGUCAACGGCAAAGCUAGUCACCAAGGCCCACAGGAUCUUUGAGGAGUUUGUGGAUGUGCAGGCUCCACGGGAGGUGAAUAUCGAUUUCCAGACCCGAGAGGCCACGAGGAAGAACAUGCAAGAGCCAUCCCUGACUUGUUUUGAUCAAGCUCAGGGCAAAGUCCACAGCCUCAUGGAGAAAGACUCUUACCCUAGGUUCCUGAGGUCCAAAAUGUACUUAGAUCUGCUGUCCCAAAGCCAGAGGAGGCUCAGCUAG